CUCAUUUGUAAGCAGUGAAGUGAAUAAACUACUGCAAAUCAUGCAAUGAAGGUAGCAGUCCAAGUUUACACUCCAGAGAUUACAGCGGCAAAGGGAUGGCUCAGGAAAUUUCUGCUUCCUUCCCUAAAGUAGGUAGAAGGUUACAAAUUAAUCUCAAAAGAGUUUAUAGGUCUCCCAAUGAGUUAAUGAGUAGGUUAAAACUGCCUGCUUCUCCCAGUUAUCUGAAGGCCAGUUGGUCCUGUGGCACAUAAAGUACCCAUACAUAAAGACAAGAAGUACAGCAGGUAGCCAGCAGACAAACAGCAGACAGGAACAAAGUGCUGUGCUUUCUGUGAAAGAUGCCAAAAGGUCUUUUCACUUUCAUUCGUCUUUUUAUGCUCUUACUGAGUUUCUCCACUAUUUGCCUGGCAGUGCUUUGCACGUCCACGAGUUCCUCCGUGUGCAGAUGUGGGAGCAACAAGCUCGUGUUUUAUUGCCUGUUAGCUUUGGGGCUCUGUCUCCUUGUUACCAGCGUUUUCUGGAGCACUUUCCAUGAAGUCCUGAAAUACAGGGCCCUUGGCAUCUUCAUUCGAAAUCCCAGCCACAGAGAACCACAUGUCUGCACCAUUGACAGGCCUGACUUCUAUCCUCCCUCUUAUGAAGACAGCAUAGAUCCUGAAAAACUGGGCUCCCCACUGCCAGCAGCCUGCACACUAAAACAGCAAGAAUUCUUCAAUAUUCCCCCGCCUCCAUACAGUGAAAGCAGUGCAGAGUUUGUCAGUGAGACAAAUGAGCAGGAACAGCCACCACCAUACACGUUAUCUGUGGAGCAGCAGCAAACAGCUGACCAAGACCCAAACCCCAGAGGGGGGUUAAAUUCUCAUAUAUCCAUGGAAGAAAUCAGCUGCCAACAGGAUACAGACUUCCAGAGGACCUCAGGAAGAGUAACACCUGUCAAAACAUAAGAGACAGGCAGCCAGAAAAAUCCUGCAUCUGUGAAGCAGGGAAAACUGGAAGAAGAAUUGUGUCAGUGAUCCCUAACAGUUAAAUUAUUUAGGGUGAAAUUGCACAGGAAAAAACAUUGAUCAUUUGUGACUUAGAGUGGAGUUGGAGGGGAUAUGUAAAAGUGUUUCAAGCAUUUUAAUUUAGAAUAAAUCUCCAUAGAGAUAGAAAUGCUCAGGCUGUGUCUAGUAGAAGUCACCAUCUCUGGCAACAGGAGUUUCUUAAGCUGCAAGAUAAAUGAAGCACCAUGGUGUUAUCAGUCUUGACUUGUGCCUCAUAAGGAGUUUCAGAAGAAAUCUGUCAUUUUUUGUUUUGAGACAUUAACUGACUUGGAAAACCUAUUAACUCAGCUUUGUUUGUGAUUUGCAGGUUAUUUGUUGCAACUGAUUAUUUUUGUAUUGUAUACCUUUCAAGGUGUUUUAUGUGACAGUAAAAUAACUGCUAUUUUACUAGUGAAUUCAUAAAUAAAUUUUG
Molecule: messenger RNA, 1455 nt
Organism: Prinia subflava (tawny-flanked prinia)
Lineage: Eukaryota; Metazoa; Chordata; Aves; Passeriformes; Cisticolidae
Gene: TMEM252
Product: transmembrane protein 252
Exons: 2
Coding region: 339-944 (201 amino acids)
Source: RefSeq, a predicted model, not a curated record